Molecule: messenger RNA, 882 nt
Organism: Penicillium malachiteum
Lineage: Eukaryota; Fungi; Ascomycota; Eurotiomycetes; Eurotiales; Aspergillaceae
Product: 40S ribosomal eS10 domain-containing protein
Exons: 8
Coding region: 1-882 (293 amino acids)
Cellular component (GO): cytosolic small ribosomal subunit; membrane
Molecular function (GO): structural constituent of ribosome; RNA binding
Source: RefSeq, a predicted model, not a curated record
AUGAAAGCGGCGACGCUGAUAAAUCUAUCUGCUGUCGGCACCACUGGGGCUGUUCUUUUGGCUGCCCCUGGCGGCGCAGCUGCACCGAUCCUUGCGGGUAUAGGCUUCAAGGCAGGCGGCAUACAAGCGGGGUCUAUGGCCGCAGCAUUCCAUAGCUCGAUUGGGAAUGUUGCAUCUGGGAGCGCCUUUGCUAUAGUACAGAGUGCUGGUGCAGGAGGAAGUGGUCUAGCGGUUGUCAGUGGUGUUACGCAGGGUUCAGCAAAGGAUCUCCGUGUCCCUAGCGAGGACCCCGAAAGAGGAAUAUCGCACUUUUCGUCGCGCCGGAGCUCCACUCUCCAAUCUUUAAAUCACCCAUCUUUUUCUGGAUUGUCAAAGCGAUUCCCCGAAUUGCACCAGGAACUCGCGACAAUGCUUAUCCCCAAGGACGACCGCAAGAAGAUCCACGAGUACCUCUUCCGCGAGGGUGUCCUCGUGGCCAAGAAGGACUUCAACCUUCCCAAGCACGGUGACAUUGACACCAAGAACCUCUAUGUCAUCAAGGCUCUUCAGUCCCUGACCUCCCGCGGUUACGUCAAGACCCAGUUCUCGUGGCAGUACUACUACUACACCCUCACCCCGAAGGGUCUUGACUACCUGCGCGAGUGGCUCCACCUCCCCGCUGAGGUUGUCCCUGCCACCCACAUCAAGCAGCAGCGUUCCCACGCUCCUCCUCGCGGUAUGAUGGGCGGUGAGGACCGUGAGCGUCGUGCUCCUCGUGCUCCCCGUGAGGGCGGUUACCGCCGUCGCGAGCAGGAGGGCAAGGAGGGUGGUGCCCCCGGCGAGUUCGCUCCUUCUUUCCGUGGCGGUUUCGGCCGUGGCCGCGGUGCCGCUGCUCCCCAGUAA